Daldinia vernicosa is the source of this 535-nucleotide messenger RNA. Its product is annotated as translation machinery associated TMA7. The record is from RefSeq and is a predicted model, not a curated record. Bases 134 to 340 code for a protein of 68 amino acids. The transcript has 3 exons. Lineage: Eukaryota; Fungi; Ascomycota; Sordariomycetes; Xylariales; Hypoxylaceae.
GGUUUUCUCUUUCCUUCGCGACAGCCUUUUUCUUCCGCCACUCGUAACGGAUAAAUACAAUCCAUCUGACUCCUCGUGUAAAAAUCACCUCUAUCAAAAACACCAGCACAAAAAAAAAAAAAACUCGUUCAAAAUGGGUGGCCAGAACAGAGAAGGCGGCAAGGUCAAGCCCUUGAAGGCUGCGAAGAAGCAAAAUAAGGAGUACGACGACGAGGACAAGGCUCACCAAGAGAAGCUAAGGCAGCAAGAGAAGGAGCGCAAAGAGAUGGCCAAGAUGGCUGGUGGAAAAGGACCAUUGAGCACCGGUGGACAGGGCAUCAAGAAGAGCGGCAAGAAAUAAGACAUGCAAUCCUACGAUCAUACGAUUCACGGAAAAGUGACGAAGCUAUGGUGCCGAGAACAUGGAUGCAUAGAGCGUGGGCGCUUACGGAUGGAUGUCUUUUAUACAAUAGCCAGGGCUAAUGGGAAUACUUUAUCGCGAUGACUUUCAAUAUACCUUCUAUUCCACCUGAUAUAUAUGAUAUCUACCUACCUA